AUGACUCCCCGUUAUCCCGGCCGACAGGAUGUCGACCCGACACCUCUGGCCCAGCCGCUGAGCUUCCCCUUCUCGACGGCCGUCGCCCCGAACCGCCUCAUGAAGGGCGCCAUGUCAGAGCGUGUGUGCACAUGGGAUGUCGCCAACCCCUCCAAGCGCGGCGCUCCCACCGAAGAGUUCCUGAACCUCUACCGCAACUGGGGUACCGGCCGCUGGGGCGUACUCCUCACGGGCAACGUAAUGAUCGACCCGGCCCACCUCGAGGCACCCGGAAACCCAGCCAUCUCCCUUGAGCACCAGCCCGUCGAGAGUGAAGAGCGCUUCGAGACUUGGCGCCGCAUAGCUGCGGCGGGUAAGGCCGGAGGCUCUCUCCUCCUCGCACAAGUCGGCCACCCGGGACGUCAGGUCGUCAGCGCCAUCCAGUCGGACCCUGUCUCCGCCUCGGAUGUCCAGCUGGUGACGGACUUUGGGGGCAUGACGUUCGCCAAGCCGCAUGCGGCGACGUUGGAGGAGAUCAAGAAGCUCACGGAAGGCUUCGUGCACUGCGCCGAGUACCUCGAAAAGGCCGGAUUCGACGGCCUCCAGCUCCACGGCGCACACGGCUAUCUGAUGGCGCAGUUCCUCUCGCAGACGACGAACAAGCGGACGGACGAGUACGGCGGUUCGCUGAGGAACCGAGCUCGAUUCAUUACCGACGUCGCCGACAGCAUCCGCGCGCGGACGGGCCCCGGGUUCGUCAUGGGCAUCAAGAUCAACAGCGUCGAGUUCCAGGAGUCCGGAUUCACGACCGAUGAAGCUGCAGAGCUGUGCCAGCUCUUGGAGGAGCACAAGUUUGACUUUGUCGAGCUGAGCGGCGGGACGUACGAGAGCUCUGGGUGGCACCACAAGAGAGAGAGCACAAGAGCCCGUGAGGCCUUCUUCCUCGACUUCGCGGAGAAGAUCGUGCCUCAUGUGAGCAAGACCAGGACCUACGUCACGGGUGGCGUCCGCUCAGUCGGCGCCAUGGUUGAUAUCUUGCAGGCUGGACUCGAUGGCGUGGGCAUCGGGCGGCCUGCUUGUGCGGAGCCGAGGUUGCCCAAGGACAUAUUCGAGAACGGUGUCAAGAGUUGUGUCAAGCCUCUGCUCGACGAGCAGGACUUUGGUCUUGGAGUCGCCAUGGCGGGAUCGCAGAUGCUGCAGAUGGGCCACAACGAGGAGCCCAUGGACCCGUCAGAUCAGAAGGCGACAGAAGGCUUGGUGAAGGACCUCACGGCUUGGAAAGCUCGAGUGGCUGAAAGCAAAGGGCAGCUGUACGGGUUCGCCAGGCUGGAGUCGGCUCCCGUGUUCCCGUAUGGCGGCAAUGCUGCCCCGGCAAGAUUGUGA
Messenger RNA from Colletotrichum abscissum, 1362 nucleotides. Its product is annotated as NADH:flavin oxidoreductase/NADH oxidase. Lineage: Eukaryota; Fungi; Ascomycota; Sordariomycetes; Glomerellales; Glomerellaceae. The transcript has a single exon. Gene Ontology annotation, molecular function: FMN binding; oxidoreductase activity. Bases 1 to 1362 code for a protein of 453 amino acids. The record is from RefSeq and is a predicted model, not a curated record.